AUGGGGAUUGACUCCCAGCAAUCGAGUUUCACGGACGACGCGCCACCCUCGGAUAGCGAUUCAUACUUCUCAGGCUCUGAAGAAUAUGGGCACUCGUCCCUGUUCAAGCAAUUCCCCACGCGAGUGGAACUCCCACCUUUCACCCUCUCGAAACGGAUAUUUCACUGGACGGAGAAGAACUACCAACAAAGCAUUAGCCGCCUAAUAUAUAACCGAAUGGAAUUCAUCAAUGCCCUCCUUGCCCGGCCUCCCACCCAAGAAGAGACCGAUGCGCUGGUUUCGCAAACAUCCUCCACUCAGAACAUGCGCAAUUAUGGGGGGGCAAUAGGGCUGGGUGUUGGAUCAAUGAUUGCAAGGACAAAGGAUCCGAAACCGGUGACCGCAGCGAGUGAAACCGCCGCUCAACAGGUUACCCCAAACAGGCCACUCUUCAAGAUGAGCCUUAAAACAACGAGGGGAAGAUUUAUAAGGACCGCAUUUAUUCUCCCAAUAUUUUUAAUCAUAGGCAUCGGCAUCGGUGAAGCUGUCGGGGACGCGUACACCAAAGCUUUGGCGGCUACCGACCCUAGAUUCGCCCGGCUGAGAGAGGAGCUUUCACGUGCGGAUUCCCGGGAGCUUAAAGCUCGUCUUAAAAGGUACCAGGCGGAAAAAUUAGCUGCUGCUAAACGCGAGCUUCGUGACAUGCGUCAUGCGACCCAGCUCCAACAGUCAGAGUAUCAUACUGCUGAUGAUAACAGCCCGACCGGUGGCUAUGAACAACAAGGAGCCGCUGGGUCUUCAUAUAAUCAAAACCAGCCAGCCCUAACGGAAUCGAAAAUUUUGAGAGAAACCUACCGAUCACAAGGGGAGAACUCAGACUAUUCUAGCUCGUAUUCCAACGUGAAUGAUUAUUCGGGGGAUCAGCAGCAGCAGCAGCAGCAGGCAUCUUCCACGGUUCCUAGAAGCCCAUCUUCCAGCACAACGGGCGGAAAGAGUUUCUGGGAUGACGACGCUAGCCCUGUAAAUUCGGAUUUCGCACCCAACUCUGCCGACUCGUCCUCUGCACCGCCCUCUGGAAGCGCCUGGGCACGCAUCCGUCAGCAAUCGAUGAACAAUUCGUCUGCGGGCAACGGCGACUAUAGCGAUUCUUCAUCCUCUCCAUGGCAGAAACGCAAGGACUAG
Molecule: messenger RNA, 1161 nt
Organism: Arthroderma uncinatum
Lineage: Eukaryota; Fungi; Ascomycota; Eurotiomycetes; Onygenales; Arthrodermataceae
Exons: 1
Coding region: 1-1161 (386 amino acids)
Source: RefSeq, a predicted model, not a curated record